Molecule: messenger RNA, 1470 nt
Organism: Capsaspora owczarzaki ATCC 30864
Lineage: Eukaryota; Filasterea; Ministeriida; Capsasporidae
Exons: 10
Coding region: 104-1294 (396 amino acids)
Biological process (GO): nucleocytoplasmic transport; activation of GTPase activity
Cellular component (GO): cytosol; perinuclear region of cytoplasm; nucleus
Molecular function (GO): small GTPase binding; GTPase activator activity
Source: RefSeq, a predicted model, not a curated record
AAGUUUGGCAUUUGAGUCUGUUUUUGGGAAGGUGACAGUCUUUGUUUGUGUUACGACCUUACCCGGAACAUAACCCGUAUCACUACUAAACUGUUUUGUGGAGAUGCAAAGCAUGACUGAUAGACAGCGAGAGUUGUGUGGCAAAGUCAAGAAUGCGAGAUAUCUCGGGCUGAAUGGGAAGCAGAUUGACGAUGCGGGAGCGCAAGCGAUUGCUGAGGCACUCAAAGUGAACACGACGCUGACGCAGCUCAUUCUGUGGCAGAAUCAGAUUGGCGAUGUUGGAGGGCAGGCUAUCGCUGAAGCACUCAACGUGAACAAGACACUGUCUUGGCUCGAUCUGUCCCAGAAUCAGAUUGGCGAUGCUGGAGCGCGGGCUAUCGCUGACGCACUCAGAGUGAACAAGACACUGUCUUGGCUCAAUCUGCAACUGAAUCAGAUUGGCGAUGCUGGAGCGCGAGCCAUUGCUGAGGCACUCAGAGUGAACACGACGCUGAACAAGCUCUUUCUGGAAGAGAACCAGCUUGGCGAUGCUGGAGCGUACGCAAUCGCUGAAGCACUCAAAUUGAACAAGACGCUGUUUCGGCUCAAUCUGUACAACAAUGAGACUGGCGAUGUUGGAGCACAGGCGAUUGCUGAAGCACUCAAAGUGAACAUGACAUUGAAGGAGCUCAAUCUGGAGAAGAGUCAGAUUGGUGACAUUGGAGCGCAGGCAAUUGCUAAAGCCCUCAAAGUGAACACGACGGUGACUGAGCUCGACAUUGACGAUCAGAUCAACUCUCUUGCAACCUUGCGUCCACGAUUGGCAACUGCUGAAGACCUUCACAACGUGUUUCACUUGCUGACCAGCGAACCGGCGCUUGAUGAUCAAUCGGCAGCUCUGCCCGCACUACCAACCGAGCUUGCCGAGCUCAUUAUGGACAAAGCGCACUACUGGCAAGGCGUGCAGCAUACCAAACGAGAAUGGUUUCAUGUCGAUACCCCCGACCGCGUUCUGAAAGUCACUGUGCCUCAAGGAAAUUCAAUCCGUGUGAAAGCAAUUCAUGUGCUUCGUGACUGGCGCAAGCGUCCUGACAACACCGGUGAUUGUGUUUUCGAUUUGACAGUCCAAGAUGAACAAGGCGCUGUUCGAUACAAAUGCUCAGUGAAACCGACCCUCGUUGAUGCGAACCUCGAGCUUGUGACACUCCUGCCUGCCAACCAUCCUGUCAUCCGACAAAUGCGCGCGGGUUGGCAAGUUCAAGUUCGAGCCAGCAACGAUGCGCUAUUUGAAUGGCUUUAUGUUGGAUAUGUCUGACGACAGUUUUUGGAAUGUUUGUUGAAAGCCGCUUCCUUGCGUGCAUUGAGUGAAAGUUCCUGACAGUGCUCAGGCAAGGUUGAUUCUCAUAAAAGAAAGAGCCUCGAAAGAAGAGGUUGAAAUGCAAACAGCUCGUAGCUUCGGCAACUCCCAACGGGCGCUGAGUUAUUAUUCAC